Annulohypoxylon maeteangense is the source of this 1256-nucleotide messenger RNA. RefSeq names its product nucleophile aminohydrolase. The coding region runs from base 161 to 772 and encodes 203 amino acids. Gene Ontology annotation, cellular component: proteasome core complex; nucleus; proteasome core complex, beta-subunit complex. Gene Ontology annotation, biological process: proteasomal protein catabolic process. Gene Ontology annotation, molecular function: peptidase activity. The record is from RefSeq and is a predicted model, not a curated record. Lineage: Eukaryota; Fungi; Ascomycota; Sordariomycetes; Xylariales; Hypoxylaceae. The transcript is spliced from 3 exons.
CCUGAACGAUCUGAAGCUCUGGGAAGGCAAGUGCUAGGCUGUAGCUACCUUGCGCGUCUGCACACAUCUAAUACCUACAACAGUUCGCAAACGACAGCUCUUUCAACCUCCCCACACAACACAAUUAAGAACCCAUUGCAAACAAAACAGAUCUCUCAAAAUGGAGGUGUUACUAGGAAUCACCGGCAAGGACUUCACCUUAAUCGCAGCUUCUAAAGCUGCGAUGCGAGGAGCUACUAUCCUCAAGGCCUCCGAUGACAAGACAAGGUCCCUAAACAAGCACACACUAGUUGCAUUUUCCGGCGAGGCUGGUGAUACAGUUCAGUUCUCCGAGUACAUCCAAGCAAAUGCCCAACUUUACUCGAUGCGGAAUGAGACCGACCUGUCACCUACGGCAUUGGCGCAUUAUGUCCGCGGUGAGCUUGCGUCGAGCUUAAGAUCGCGGAAGCCAUACAACGUCAACCUCCUACUAGGUGGCGUCGACCCUAUCACCCACAAGCCAAGCUUGUUCUGGUUGGAUUACCUAGCAGCUUUGGCAUCCGUCCCCUAUGCCGCUCACGGUUACGCGCAAUACUACUGUCUAUCUAUCCUCGACAAGCAUCAUCACCCGGACAUGACGUUUGUUCAAGGUCUUAAGGUGCUGGAGAUGUGUACGGACGAGUUGAAGCGACGUUUACCUAUCGAUUUCAAGGGCAUGACGGUCAAGGCAGUCACUAAGGAUGGCAUUCGUGAGAUCGAAUUUAAGGAUGACAAGAUUGUCAAGUGUCCGUAAAGGGAUCAAUUUUCUAGCCGGCGACUGCAAGUGUAACAUUAAGAUCCUGGGCUGGGCUGGCUGGUGGGAAAAAGAAACCAAAAGACAGCCUAAUAAUCAAGUCGCAGGCCGGCCCUUGAGUCAGUUAUGAAGACUGCCUAACACAUCUCUCUCAUCAUUGCGCACGUGAUGAGCCCCAACUCGCCAGUUGCUUUAGACUAACUUCAUAGAAAAAAAAGGAGAGUAAUGGCUAAAGAGGGGCAGGGUCACAACGUCGAUAAGAUACCUACCUAGGUACAUUGCCUAUCAAUAUGUAGGUAUUCAGCGGCCAUCGGCUAUGAGUAUAAUGAGAAUCUGCCUCGACCAACAUUGCAAGGUAGUUUGGCUUCCUAUUCUUUUAGAGUGCAUCUAACAUUGAUGAACUAAUCAAAGAUAUAAACAAUGGUCCCUCAUCGCUCAUAUUUUGUAAAUAUGAUACUACGUGAAUGCAAUCUGUUGGCCCUAC